This is a messenger RNA of Drosophila elegans, 845 nucleotides long. RefSeq lists its product as uncharacterized. The record is from RefSeq and is a predicted model, not a curated record. Lineage: Eukaryota; Metazoa; Arthropoda; Insecta; Diptera; Drosophilidae. The coding region runs from base 178 to 549 and encodes 123 amino acids. The transcript is spliced from 3 exons.
GGCUAAUUAAAGUUGCGACAAAACGAAAACCAGUCGCCAGUUGUCCGCCAGUUCCCCACGGAGCGAUUGCACUAGCUGCACGACUUGGAGUGCUUGUAAUCCCCGUGAAAGUCCCGAGAGGAAGAAAAAAACUGUACAUCCUUGUUUUGCACAACUACCGGGUAGCACAAGGCAAAUAUGUCCUGCAAUGAGAAAACAGCGCUGCUGGCAACGCAACAAGGACAUCAGCAGCAGCACAUCAUUGUCGUGCCUGUGACGCGGAAGGAGCCCAUUCUCACAACUGCUGAUUAUUCCUACGGCCUGACCCUGGAGGAGUUGCUGCCCUUUGCGCUGGAUCCCUGGUGGCAGAAUGUGCGGCGCCUCAGCUGCGGGGUCCUGGGACUGGCCUUCCUGCUGACCCUCAUUGCCGCCCUGUCGCUGGCCUAUUCGGGUAGUCGGUCAGUCUGUGAGGCAAAUAGAGCAAUUAGCGGCAACUCGACCACGGCUACGCUGGCCACCCCAUUGGCCUUGCUCUCCAACGGCACUCAGCUGCUGAUGGCCAGUUUGUAGCUGCCGUCGGGUAAUCUCUGGAACAUUUUGGAGAUGCUGCAAUCCGCCAGCCAGAAUUGCAUCAGCUGCAUCAAGCACGCACAUUCGCAUUUGUUUGGCUUGGCUUUCCUUCCCGCCUUUACCCCAGUUGCCAACCGUGCGAUAAGCUAUGCACCGCGGUACCGACUGAUUGUGGGGCAAUUGUGUUUGCCUGCCAGCUGAUUACUCUAAUUGAUUUUCGAAAAUAAACUGUAUAUCAUAUUUCAGGAAACGUUUAAUAAAAUAAAAUCAUAGCCACAAAGCUUAGAAUAAUUUAA